AUGAAAGAAACGAUCAUGAACCAAGAAAAGCUCGCCAAGCUCCAGGCCCAAGUGCGCAUCGGUGGCAAGGGAGACUUAACAUAACCCUUAUGUGGCUCAGUUUCUGGGUAGUCAAGGUACUUAAUUUCAUCUCUGUAAUUUUAUUAGUUUUCAAAUCUCUGUGUGUGCUAACCUGACAGUAGCAGGGAAUGAACAUCAAGCUUUCUAGACAAACAACUAAACUUGUGAGCUGUAGUCUUCCAAGUGUUAGUUUCGUGUGAAUUUGUCUAUUAACGUUUCUUGUUUGUUACUGGAUUAUGUUAGAAGUAUUACUGUCCAGCCAAUUUUCUGACUUUUACCAGUUGACUCAAAAGAUAUUGCAGCUGUUUAUACAGCUGGGCAGCAACACAUUUCAUUAGUGCUAGCAUGUAGCAGAUGUGCAACUGGAAUAGGAGAACUUAGAUUAGUAGUUCUAGUGUGUCAAAAAGGAGCUUAGUUUCACCUGUUCUGAGACAUUUGCAUGUCAAAUUUUACUGAAGCAUUAUGAUUGUGCAAGGAAGUAUAAAUCGACACUUUCUUCUUUUUCAUAAUUAUAGAUAUAUUGUAAUAUGGGGCAGUUGUUUCCCUUGAGAAAUCUAGAGCUCUAUGUCUGUAGGGGAACUUAACCUUUGCUUUUUUUUUUUUCCCUUUCUGAACAGGGUUGGUUGGUCUGGAAUACUAUGUAGAACUAUUUCUUUUAAUGGUACUGCCCGCAGAAAGAAGAAGGUUGUCCACAGAACAGCUACAGCAGAUGACAAGAAACUUCAGUUUUCUUUGAAGAAACUGGGCGUCAACAACAUUUCUGGAAUUGAAGAGGUAAAUAUGUUUACCAACCAAGGAACGGUCAUUUACUUCAAUAACCCUAAAGUUCAGGCAUCUCUGUCUGCUAACACUUUCACUAUCACCGGCCAUGCUGAGACAAAGCAGCUGACAGAAAUGCUUCCUAGCAUCUUAAAUCAGCUCGGAGCUGACAGUCUGACCAGCCUGAGGAGACUGGCAGGAGCCCGACCCAAGCAGCCUGUGGAUGGAAAAGCACCACUUGCUACUGGUGAUGAUGAUGAUGAUGGUGAAGUUCCAGAUCUGGUUGAAAACUUUGAUGAAGCUUCAAAGAAUGAGGCAAACUGAACUAAGUGACACUUUCUGAAUAAAGUUAAAACUUGAAAAAGUUACAUGGAGUUGCUAUUUUAUAUUGUGACUGCUAAUAUUUGAUUUUAUUUUUAUUUCCUGAUGAGAUACCAAGAUUUAUAAUAUUUGGAAACUCCUUGAACCUACAGCUCUUUUUUGGUUAUUGCCUGUACAUAAUGUUAUUUUUGUGGCCUAGUUGAAAGAGCCUGUGCUUUGAAAUAAGUCAGAUUGCUAAUGAAUCUUGGCCUAGACACAAUUUUUGGGUAACUUGCAUACAAGCAAAAAUCCUAUCUUUAAUGAACUUUGGCAUGCAAUAAAAAAAUAAAAUACA
Messenger RNA from Apus apus (common swift), 1474 nucleotides. RefSeq names its product transcription factor BTF3-like. Lineage: Eukaryota; Metazoa; Chordata; Aves; Apodiformes; Apodidae. The coding region runs from base 625 to 1143 and encodes 172 amino acids. The record is from RefSeq and is a predicted model, not a curated record. Gene Ontology annotation, cellular component: nascent polypeptide-associated complex; cytosol. The transcript has 6 exons.